UUUUCUAUAUUUAAUCUUUACUCAAUGAAAACCUUAAAAAACGAAACCCUUCGGCGGCGGCGGCAUCCCGCGAUCUAUUGUUCGACUCGUCUCUAACGAUCUGGCAUCCACUCUGCUGCUUCUUCCGGGACCUGAAGUCCUGAACUUAGAGCUUCGGACCUCCAAUAAGAUUCCGAGAACAUUCCUGCCCCUCUCUCCGGGAUAAAAGAUGGUGCAGUAUAAUUUCAAAAAGAUUACCAUUGUUCCCAAUGGGAAGGAUUUUGUUGACAUCAUGCUCUCUCGUACACAGAGGCAGACACCAACUGUUGUGCACAAGGGCUAUGCAAUAUCUCGUAUCCGUCAGUUUUACAUGCGCAAAGUGAAAUAUACACAAUCAAACUUCCAUGACAAACUUUCCACCAUUAUUGAGGAGUUUCCCAGGCUUGAUGAUAUCCAUCCUUUCUACGGUGACCUUCUCCAUGUCCUCUAUAACAAAGAUCAUUACAAGCUUGCACUUGGACAAAUAAACACAGCAAGGAACCUGAUUUCCAAGAUAGCCAAGGAUUAUGUGAAAAUGUUGAAGUAUGGUGAUUCACUAUAUCGUUGCAAGUCUUUGAAAGUUGCUGCUCUGGGACGAAUGUGUACUGUGAUAAAGCGAAUCACACCCAGUCUGGCUUAUCUUGAGCAAAUCAGACAGCACAUGGCCAGGUUACCUUCAAUCGAUCCGAACACUAGGACACUCUUGAUUUGUGGGUACCCUAAUGUCGGUAAGAGCUCUUUCAUAAACAAAAUUACAAGAGCAGAUGUUGAUGUGCAACCCUAUGCUUUCACCACAAAGUCCUUGUUUGUUGGUCACACUGACUACAAAUACCUUAGGUAUCAAGUCAUUGACACUCCAGGAAUAUUGGACAGACCGUUUGAGGACCGUAAUAUCAUUGAGAUGUGCAGUAUUACAGCUUUAGCCCAUCUCAGAGCCGCCGUUUUAUUUUUCCUAGACAUAUCCGGAUCUUGUGGUUACAGUAUUGCACAGCAAGCUGCUUUGUUCCACAGUAUAAAGUCUCUCUUUAUGAACAAACCCUUGGUCAUAGUUUGCAACAAAACUGAUUUGCAGCCUCUGGAAGGGAUAUCAGAGGAAGACAGGAAGUUGGUCAUGGAAAUGAAAGAAGAAGCUAUGCAGACUGUGAUUGGACAAGGCGGUGAAGCCAUGGAUGAUCAAGGUGUACUUCUGACUAUGAGUGCUUUGACUGAGGAAGGUGUGAUUUCUGUGAAGAAUGCUGCUUGUGAGAGGCUGUUGAACCAAAGAGUUGAAGUCAAGAUGAAAUCAAAGAAACUAAAUGACUGCUUGAAUCGUUUUCACGUUGCCAUGCCAAAACCACGUGACCAGAAAGAAAGGCCGUUGUGUAUACCUCAGGCAGUGCUGGAAGCUAGAGCAAAGAAAGCAGAGGAAGCUGCAGAGAAAGAGAAGAAGAAGCUUGAGAGGGAUCUUGAGAAUGAGAAUGGAGGUGCGGGUGUCUACUCUGCCAAAUUGAGUAAGCACUAUAUCUUGGCUGACGAUUCUUGGAAAGAUGAUGUCAUGCCAGAGAUUCUUGAUGGGCACAAUGUGUAUGACUUCAUCGAUCCUGAUAUCUUGCAAAGGCUGGAGGAAUUGGAGAAAGAAGAAGGGCUUCGGCAAGAACAAGGAGAAAAUGGUGAUAUUGAGAUGGAAGGUGGGGUCGAGCUGAGCCCUGAAGAAAAAGCCGCAUUAGCCGAGAUCAGGAAAAGGAAAAGCGUGCUGAUCCAACAGCACCGGAUUAAGAAGAGUACAGCGGAAAGCCGACCAACCGUACCAAGGAAGUUUGAUAAGGACAAAAGGUACACAUCAGAGAGGAUGGGAAGACAGUUGUCUAAUCUGGGGCUGGAUCCAACCCUUGCAAUCAACCGUGCACGCAGUAAAUCAAGGGGACGUAAGAGAGAACGGUCGGUGUCUGGGAUCAGUGACUCAAUGGAUGUUGAUGGUGAUGAGCAAACUCCAAACAAAAAAAAGUUAAGGUUGAUGCUGUCUAGAUCCAGGUCAAGGUCAAAGUCAAGGCUUCCAAAUGAGUUGGUGCCUGGUGAAGGAUUCAAAGAUUCUGCACAAAAGUCUAAGGCUAUUGAAUUGGCUAAGAACUCUUCCAAGGUUAGGAACAAGGCAGCCUGCAAGGGUGAAGGUGAUAGAACUAUUCCAAAUCUAAAACCAAAGCACUUGUUUUCUGGCAAGCGUUCUAAUGGAAAAACACAAAGGCGUUAAGGUAUACAAGGUUCUGACAAAAUUUUGCAAAUUUUGGAAUGGUGUUCAGUAUGUCAGCUUUUCUUGUUUCCGGGAGAUUGAUGGGAUCAACUUAGGACAUUUCAGUUUUUGGUUUUGCAAUUUAUUUAGUGUAGCUUCAAUAUGUUUCUGUUUUUGAGCUGCUCUGAAAAUUUUCAGGUUCAUGUGCUUUAAAGCCCACAUGGGUAGCUCACCAUGUUGUCAGGGAGGUUGUCGAGCAAUGGUCUUAGGUUCGAAUCUUGAAAAUGGCAGUGAUAGUUCACCAAAUGUAAUGGUUUCCUGUCAGUGCCAGUUACUAGGCUGCUUUCUCUCAUUAUAUGCGUGGCAUCGUACCGUAAUUUAAUUGUACACCACUCUGUCUGAACAAAGUGCAGGUAUAGAGGGGUGGGCUUUUCCACCCUUUGUGAAUGGAAGAUACAAUGAAGACACUCUUUAACAACCAAUAUAAUUGAGUCAUUGUUACCUGUUCAUUGGUAAUGUCCGCUUUCUUUUGUUGCAUUGGUCAUCUAACAUUUCUCACGAGUUAUCUUCAGAGUUAUUAAAGGACUUGUAUAGUUGUAUGAAAAGUAACUCUGUAAGAAGGCUUACUAGAAAAAGUAGUUGGGCACUACUUAUGUCAGAUACUCAGAUGCAGAUUAUUUAUAAUUAGAGGAAGCUCUUCCACCGCACCCCUAAUCUAUGCAGGAGAAACUGUAUGCGAAUCGGGUCAAAGAAAGAAAUUUAAUGAACAUGAAUUUGUAGUAGAAAUAGCUGCAAAUUAUACGGAGUAAUACUUUAGGAACACAAAGAAGAAAGAAAUCAGUAUUUGUAACUUUUUUCUUGAUAGAGUACUACUGUACUAGUCAAUCUUGAUAUGCUUGCUUCAAGUUAAUAUAUGAGUGGUUGCUAGUUCAUCUGUAUGAUUUUGAAUGUGUUCAGGCAACCCCAAAGUAACAGGUCUGCGGUCUGCCUGCACAUUUUUUCUCGUAGGAUGCCAAAUAACUCUACCUUUUUGAACAGUUUUAUCAACUCAUGAGCCGCUCCUCGAUUUUGAGCAAUGUGUUCCUCCUUGACGCUGAUUUGGUAUCAUACUUUUUAGCCACCAUUAUGGUGAUAGUGUUUUUUUUUUUGAAAGGAAACUAGCAAUUGUAUUAAUUUAAAUUAUCGUUUUCCAAGUGAUUGACAAUACAAAUAGGAGGAGAAUGCAAAUCAAUAUAAUCAAAUGUGAAUGACUUCUAUCUCUGCUUCAUCAUGAAGAGAAGAGUAAGUCUAACAUCUUUAAUGAUUAGGGAUGGAUUCGGUUCGGGCCACCCGGCCCGUGACCUGGCCCGGUACUGUGCGGGCCCGGGACCGGCCCGGUCGGGCGGUCCGGGACCGGGUCUGGGCCCGAA
Molecule: messenger RNA, 3633 nt
Organism: Cuscuta europaea
Lineage: Eukaryota; Viridiplantae; Streptophyta; Magnoliopsida; Solanales; Convolvulaceae
Source: the annotation of a GenBank genome assembly